CCUCCCAGUGGUACGUGUAACGUCCAGUGUCUGAACGGAGGCAGUUGUUUCCUCAACGCCAGGAAGCAGCCCAAGUGUCGCUGCCAGCCCAACUUCGGAGGAGACAAGUGUGAGGUGGACCAGUGCAGGGACUACUGUCAGAAUGGAGGCACCUGCACAGCCUCUCCUACAGGUAAUACACUAACAUAAAAAAAUGUAUACUAAAAAACUAACCUGACAGGAGGGGGCACUGUCUGAGAGGUGUCAGAAUAGAACAUUACGCCAGGAAGAGUGAGACAUACAGUGGGGGAAAAAAGUAUUUAGUCAGCCACCAAUUGUGCAAGUUCUCCCACUUAAAAAGAUGAGAGAGGCCUGUAAUUUUCAUCAUAGGUACACGUCAACUAUGACAGACAAAAUGAGAGAAAAAAAAUUUUUCUCCAGAAAAUCACAUUGUAGGAUUUUUUAUGAAUUUAUUUGCUAAUUAUGGUGGAAAAUAAGUAUUUGGUCAAUAACAAAAGUUUCUCAAUACUUUGUUAUAUACCCUUUGUUGGCAAUGACACAGGUUAAACGUUUUCUGUAAGUCUUCACAAGGUUUUCACACACUGUUGCUGGUAUUUUGUCCCAUUCCUCCAUGCAGAUCUCCUCUAGAGCAGUGAUGUUUUGGGGCUGUCGCUGGGCAACACGGACUUUCAACUCCCUCCAAAUAUUUUCUAUGGGGUUGAGAUCUGGAGACUGGUUAGGCCACUCCAGGACCUUGAAAUGCUUCUUACGAAGCCACUCCUUCGUUGCCCGGGCGAUGUGUUUGGGAUCAUUGUCAUGCUGAAAGACCCAGCCACGUUUCAUCUUCAAUGCCCUUGCUGAUGGAAGGAGGUUUUCACUCAGAAUCUCACGAUACAUGGCCCCAUUUAUUCUUUCCUUUACACGGAUCAGUCGUCCUGGUCCCUUUGCAGAAAAACAGCCCCAAAGCAUGAUGUUUCCACCCCCAUGCUUCACAGUAGGUAUGGUGUUCUUUGGAUGCAACUCAGCAUUCUUUGUCCUCCAAACACGACGAGUUGAGUUUUUACCAAAAAGUUAUAUUUUGGUUUCAUCUGACAUUCUCCCAAUCCUCUUCUGGAUCAUCCAAAUGCACUCUAGCAAACUUCAGACGGGCCUGGACAUGUACUGGCUUAAGCAGGGGGACACGUCUGGCACUGCAGGAUUUGAGUCCCUGGUGGCGUAGUGUGUUACUGAUGGUAGGCUUUGUUACUUUGGUCCCAGCUCUCUGCAGGUCAUUCACUAGGUCCCCCCGUGUGGUUCUGGGAUUUUUGCUCACCGUUCUUGUGAUCAUUUUGACCCCACGGGGUGAGAUCUUGCGUGGAGCCCCAGAUCGAGGGAGAUUAUCAGUGGUCUUGUAUGUCUUCCAUUUCCUAAUAAUUGCUCCCACAGUUGAUUUCUUCAAACCAAGCUGCUUACCUAUUGCAGAUUCAGUCUUCCCAGCCUGGUGCAGGUCUACAAUUUUGUUUCUGGUGUCCUUUGACAGCUCUUUGGUCUUGGCCAUAGUGGAGUUUGGAGUGUGACUGUUUGAGGUUGUGGACAGGUGUCUUUUAUACUGAUAACAAGUUCAAACAGGUGCCAUUAAUACAGGUAACGAGUGGAGGACAGAGGAGCCUCUUAAAGAAGAAGUUACAGGUCUGUGAGAGCCAGAAAUCUUGCUUGUUUGUAGGUGACCAAAUACUUAUUUUCCACCAUAAUUUGCAAAUAAAUUCAUUAAAAAUCCUACAAUGUGAAAUUCUCAAUUUGUCUGUCAUAGUUGACGUGUACCUAUAAUGAAAAUUACAGGCCUCAUCUUUUUAAGUGGGAGAACUUGCACAAUUGGUGGCUGACUAAAUACUUUUUUCCCCCACUGUAUACAGUGGCUUGCGAAAGUAUUCACCCCCCUUGGCAUUUUUCGUAUUUUGUUGCCUUACAACCUGGAAUUUAAAUGGAUUUUUGGGGGGUUUCUAUCAUUUGAUUUACACAGCAUGCCUACAACUUUGACGAAAAACAGAACUUGAGCGUGCAUAACUAUUCAUCCCCCCCCCCCCCAAAGUCAAUACUUUGUAGAGCCACCUUUUACAGCAAUUACAGCUGCAAGUCUCUUGGGGUAUGUCUCUAUAAGCUUGGCACAUCUAGCCACUGGGAUUUUUGCCCAUUCUUCAAGGCAAAACUGCUCCAGCUCCUUCAAGUUGGAUGGGUUCCGCUGGUGUACAGCAAUCUUUAAGUCAUACCACAGAUUCUCAAUUGGAAUGAGGUCUGGGCUUUGACUAGGCCAUUCCAAGACAUUUAAACGUUUCCCCUUAAACCACUCGAGUGUUGCUUUAGCAGUAUGCUUAGGGUCAUUGUCCUGCUGGAAGGUGAACCUCCGUCCCAGUCUCAAAUCUCUGGAAGGUUGAAACAGGUUUCCCUCAAGAAUUUCCCUGUAUUUAGCGCCAUCCAUCAUUCCUUCAAUUCUGACCAGUUUCCCAGUCCCUGCCGAUGGAAAAACAUCCCCACAGCAAGAUGCUGCCACCACCAUGCUUCAAUGUGGGGAUGGUGUUCUCGGGGUGAUGAGAGGUGUUGGGUUUGCACCAGACAUAGCCAAAAAGCUCAAUUUUAGUCUCAUCUGACCAGAGUACCUUCUUCCAUAUGUUUGGGGAGUCUCCCACAUGCCUUUUGGUGAACACCAAACGUGUUUGUUUAUUUUUUUCUUUAAGCAAUGGCUUUUUUCUGGCCCCUCUUCCGUAAAGCCCAGCUCUGUGGAGUGUACAGCUUAAAGUGGUCCUAUGGACAGAUACUCGAAUUGCAGCUGUGGAGCUUUGCAGCUCCUUCAGGGUUAUCUUUGGUCUCUUUGUUGCCUCUCUGAUUAAUGCCCUCCUUACCUGGUCUGUACGUUUUGGUGGGCGGCCCUCUCUUGGCAGGUUUAUUGUGGUGCCGUAUUCUUUCCAUUUUUUAAAUAAUGGAUUUAAUGGUGCUCUGUGGGAUGUUCAAGGUUUUUAAUAUUUUUUUAUAACCCAACCCUGAUCUGUACUUCUCCACAACUUUGUCCCUGACCUGUUUGGAGAGCUCCUUGGUCUUCAUGGUACCGCUUGCUUGGUGGUGCCCCUUGCUUAGUGGUGUGGCAGACUCUGAGGUCUUUCAGAACAGGUGUGUGUAUAUAUACUGAGAUCAUGUGACAGAUCAUGUGACUUUAUUGAACUAAUUAUGUGACUUCGGAAGGUAAUUGGUUGCACCAGAUCUAAUUUAGGGGCUUCAUAGCAAAGGGGGUGAAUACAUAUGCACGCACCACUUUUCCGUUAUUAAUUUUUUUGAAUUCUUUGAAACAAGUUUGGACUAUUUUGUGUAUGUCCAUUACAUGAAAUCCAAAUAAAAAUCGAUUUGAAUUAACGGUUGUAAUGCAACAAAAUAGGAAAAACGCCAUGGGGGAUGAAUACUUUUGCAAGGCACUGUAGAAUGAUAAUACAACUAGACAGCCGUGUAUUGAGUCAAGGACUUAACCCUCAAUGAGCAGUCCUAAUGUUAGUCUGUUUCUCUCUCCUCUUCCUCCCUCAUCCUGUCCAUCUGUUUAUCUCUCUGUCUGACCAUGUCUGUCUUGUCUCUCCCUCCCUCCCUAGGCUCCCCAACGUGUCGCUGUCUGACAGGGUUCACUGGUCCCAACUGUAACCUCCAAACCUGUAAGAACUACUGUCAGAACGGAGGGAACUGCACGGUCAGCGCUGGCAACCAGCCCACCUGCCACUGCCCUGCUGACUUCCUGGGGGACCAGUGCCAGUACCGUGAGUCUGUCUGUCUUUCUGUUGGUCUGUCCCUGUCUUAUCUUAUUUUUUAUUUAAUGUAAUAUUGCCUUGUGUUUGUCUAUAAAUGUUCUGUAUUGUGUCAUGUAACCUACCUCUUCAAAAAGUAUCUGAAUAAUCACACAGCACACCCCUCCCCCGCCCCGAACAAGGAGAAGAGAACAAACCUACUGAGACCCUACUGUUGAACUUGACUUGACUACUGAGAGACCCUACUGUUGAACUUGACUUGACUACUGAGAGACCCUACUGUUGAACUUGACUUGACUACUGAGAGACCCUACUGUUGAACUUGACUUGACUACUGAGAGACCCUACUGUUGAACUUGACUUGACUACUGAGAGACCCUACUGUUGUACUUGACUUGACUACUGAGAGACCCUACUGUUGGACUUGACUUGACUACUGAGAGACCCUACUGUUGUACUUGACUUGACUACUGAGAGACCCUACUGUUGAACUUGACUCUCUUGCACUAACACUUGCACUUGUCUUUUCUUACUAGUACUGACUUUGCUGAUUGAUGCUUUAUUGAGAAAAAGGUUUACUUACUAUAAGCAGGUUUCCAUCCAACCAUUUUUAUGUGAGUAAAGUACCUGUCGGAUAAAAAACUCACGACAGGCCUGAUGGAAAACAAAAUACGCUAGACCAGGGUGGAUAAUUUUUUUGUAGGUGAUUAGAUUACCGUAUGCAACAAAUUGCGGUGGAAACUAUUUAUUGCACAAUUGUUGAUAGAAUAACUAUCAUGUUGAGGUAAAUUUGCAGUCACGUGACGCUAUGUUGUGUGGUCCUCCCACUACGACUUGGAAAAGCAUGCAGUUUAUUAGGCUAAGCUACAUAUGCAAUGGGUUAUGAUGAACUUCACAGAGUGAUGAAAGUGCAUGGUGAUGAGCUUGCUGCGCCUUUCCAUUAAAUAUAGAGUCUUCAUUUGUAUGCUGGUGACAUGAUUUUAGAUGCUUGGCUGCCAUUUAACAAAUAAAAAUGAUCUCGCUCUUAUCCAUAGUCUCAUCAUGGAGGCUAUAGCGCACAUGCCAAGACCAGAGUGGGCACAUUUGCUGUUUAUCGCAGACUUUCUGUGCCAAAACUAUCAACAGAGUUAAAAAUGGGAUGGAAACACAUUGAACUUGUUUUUUUAUUUGAUCAAUCAAAAGUUAUAUACGACAGUGCUUUUUGUGUGCACUAACUACGUCAUUAUGCACAGCCUUUUAUUCACAAGAAGACAGUUUGAUGGAACCAUACCACUGCUGGUAAAAUGCACAUAUUUAUUUGUUGCGAACAUAAGAAUAUUCGCUUAAGAAUCUUUCAACAAAUUGAUGGAAACAUAGCUACUACUGACUGUGAUAUGUGAUUGUCUCACCUAGCUACCUUAAGAUGAAUGCACUAACUGUGAGUCACUCUGGAUAAGAGCGUCUUCUAAAUUACUUAAAUGUAUUUAUAUAAUGGGGAUCGUAAUCAACUAAAAUAAACUGAACCGUCUGCACUGUCACCGGCUGGCAGUAUAAACUGCAGCACUUUACUGAGUUACAGUAAUGGAGGAUGGUGCUUUCUACAAAAUGUUAACUGCUUGGUGCUCUUUUGAUAUCUACCUUAAGGCUCCUUGCACUCAGUAUACUCAGACGGAUAGUUGUCUCUUCUGUAUGCCUGUGUGUGAGUAGGUAGCUGCGAGGGCCACUGUCUGAACAGGGGCACAUGUCUGCAAAGUGCCAGCGGGGCGCGCCAGUGUCGCUGUCUGCCCCAGUACAGCGGCAGCACCUGUGAGGUGGACAAGUGCCACUACUGCCGCGACGGA
Messenger RNA from Coregonus sp. 'balchen', 5557 nucleotides. NCBI's taxonomy places the organism in Eukaryota, Metazoa, Chordata, Actinopteri, Salmoniformes, Salmonidae. The record is from the annotation of a GenBank genome assembly.